Messenger RNA from Belonocnema kinseyi, 335 nucleotides. RefSeq names its product venom peptide SjAPI-like. NCBI's taxonomy places the organism in Eukaryota, Metazoa, Arthropoda, Insecta, Hymenoptera, Cynipidae. The transcript has 3 exons. Bases 1 to 324 code for a protein of 107 amino acids. The record is from RefSeq and is a predicted model, not a curated record.
AUGUCUAAAAUUUUUGCUCUCUUAUUUUUCGUCUCCAUCGCAACUGUCGUCAAAAGCUAUACGUAUAUGAGAGGACAUCUUCUACAGCCAGAAGAUUCUGCAUGUGGAAAAUACGGAAUAUAUCAAUUUUGUGGAUCAGCGUGUUGGUCCCAAUGUAGCAGUUACAACCCCGACUCGGAAGAGUCUUGUCUCGCUGUGUGUGGCCCAGGUCGAUGCCAAUGCUACGAUGGUUAUAUAAUUGACGACGAGGCGGAUAAUAAAUGCGUUUUACCCCAAGACUGUAAGAGAAAUUCCACAAAUAAAAAAAAUCAUAAGAAAUCAUGAAAAAAUAGAAA